CCCCUAUGGCUGAGACUGGGCCUCAGUAUGGGGAGCACGAGCUGGCUUCACACUGACAAUCCUCCUGUCUCAGCCUUUAGAGUAGUAGGGAUUACAAAGAGUGUCACCAUACCCGGCUGGAGUCCUUUCCUUAGUCCUGGUAGAAGGGGCACUGGUCAAAUUCCAGUGUCCUUGAGAUAAACGGCUUUAGGGAGAGUACUAUACGCUGGUCCCUGGAUACAUUUGUCGUGAUACUGAGUUUUCCGUGAUCUCCAGUCAGGUAAUGUGGCAUUUGGGGUUGGUGUACGCUUCCCUCAGGGAAAAUCAAUGUUUCUGUAGCUGUGCCUGGUUGAAGAAGAGGCGUGGCGUAAAUGUUGAAACAGGCUCACCUAGCUGGGGACACUCGGUCUCUUAGAGGCUGGAGUUCAAGCUUGAAGCUCAUUGGCUCAGGAGAUGUAAGUGACAGAGCCUGGGCCAAUCAGUGAAGGCACUGAUACCACCGCUUCCUGUCGGGGCUACCCUGAGCUUCCUCUACGGAACCGCCUCUCUCCUUGCUCGCAGGGAGUGGCGGGUGUCAGGGCUUGGUCCUCGCCUGCCGUUUCCUUCGGAUCUUCAUGAAUAUGCCUUCAGCGGUUCCGGCGCUCACGGGAGGGAGCGGCCCGCAUUGACUCGGCGGAGGAGGACUCAGGCCGCUAGACAGGUAAUUCGGCGCCUGUGAGCGCGUCACGGCGCCCGCCCAUAAGCCGUGACGUCACCACUCGCGCCUGCGAUUGGCUCCGAGAAGGCUGCUGCGUCCAAUGGCGGCCUUGCCUGGCACGCGGCCCUUGAAGCACGUUCUGCCCACGCAGCCCAUCCCGGGGCCGAGCACUACAACGUGCGGGCCGGUUUUCUUCGAGAUUUCCCGCGGAAAGGGCCUUUCUGUUGGGUUGUGGAGACAGGGGCAAGGGUAACGUCGAAGGCUCUCUUGGUUGGGGAUCCAAGCAAGAGCUGUGGUCUCAGAGCUGGUUUAAGAGACGUGAAAGUGGGUGUAACGUUUUGGUCCAGUCGAAUAAAGUGGCGUUGCUGUUGAAACCAUUCGACUGUCUGCCUCCCGAAACAGCGUGAGUUCCCUGGGGCCCCCAGCCACCUUAUUAAGCCUAAAGAAAGGCGCGAUAAAGUCUUGUUGAAAGAAUAAACGACCGAGUAACGGUCAGUGCAAGCUGUCCAGAUGCCUCCAAAACUCGCUAAGAGCCAAUGGUCAUUUUUUAAAAAUAUUUAUUUAUUUAUUGUGUAUACAGUCUUCUGCCUGCAUGCCAGUGGAGGGCACCAGAUCUCAUUCAAGGUGGUUGUGAGCCACCAUGUGGUUGCUGGGAAUUGAACUCAGGACCUCUGGAAGAACAGUCACCCGCCAAUGGUCAUUUUCAUCAUUAAGUACUGUUGUAUUUAGUAAGCUAAGAGUGUGUUGUCACUUAAACCUUUAAUCCUAGUACUCGGGAGGCAGAGGCAGGCGGAUCUCUGUGAGUUUGAGACCACCUUGGUCUGCAGAGCGGGUUCCAGGACAGUCUCCAAAACAAUACAGAGAAACCCUGUCUCGGAACCCCCCCAAAAUUUUUUUGAUUUGCUAUUAUCGCAAACAAUUCUGCGAAGUAGAUGCAAACAAGAAGGCUUCCACCCUCCACUCCUUUUUCUUCUUCCGAGACAGGGUUUUUCUGUGUAACAGCUCUGGCUGUCCCGAAACUCACGGUAGUGUUUGAUAGAAAAGAAAAAAAAAAAAAAACACAAAACGAAUACUUAAUAUUCCUCACAGUGGCACACCGGAUUUGAGCCAAAAGUGGGAGGCGUGACUAGCUGCAGACAAUUCAACAGUCACACCUUUGAUAGGACCUUUGACCAAAGCUCUGCUGCAGGAACAAUAGUGAGGUGGACACCGAUCGCCUGUGCGGUUAGAGGGAUGGAAUCCAGAUGGGAUUCGGUCGCUAUUUUACAGAUAAUGCCGCGGCAGCCCCUUGGGAAGCCAGACUUGCCUGUGUUCCCGAGGUGACCUGGCUGCAAGCAUCUACCAGGGUUGAGGCCUUAACCUUCCAUCCUGUAGCUGGCGCCCCAGCCAGGUGACCACCCACGGAGGGCUGGGCGUGAAUAUGGCCACCGGACAGCGUGGGACCUGGUUUGGCUUCGGUUUCUGUGGCUUUGGGCAGGUGCCGGGCUCAGGGAGUGGGCGCCAUUCGGUGCACAGUCCUGAACCACUGUGUACCAGUGAUGGCAUUUGCCGAGUGAGUGCAAGCUGGAGCUACACCGCCGUGGUAACCUGUGGAGGCCGAGUGGAGCUCUCAGGUUCUGUCAACAGCUCAGCAAGUGGCUGCAGGGACGCGUGGGCUUCAGAGGGACUCCUGGUGCUGCUGCAUGACAAGGGCGGGUCCAGCACAGAGCUGCAGGCCUGGACCCCAGACUCGGCACUUCAGGGGGAGCCCCUCUGGGUCCAGAACCUGGUUCCUGGGGCAGAGGACCAAGGAGAAAAUGACCCCAGCAGUGAGGCUAUGGCGGGCACCCUGCCGCUGCUGCCCAGUGCCAGGGCCUAUGUGAACCCGCAGCUACCCUUCUGCCAACCUCUGGCCCCAGAGCUUCGGGUGCGCCAGCUGCAGCUGGGUGCAGAGCACGUGUUGCUGCUUUGUGAAGCUGGCCAGGUGUUCUCGUGGGGUGGAGGCAGGCACGGACAGUUGGGCCACGGGACUCUGGAGGCCGAGCUGGAGCCAAGGCUGUUGGAAGCCCUGCAAGGCCUGCGGAUGGCCGAGGUGGCUGCCGGUGGCUGGCACUCUGUGUGCCUGAGUGAAACUGGGGAUAUUUAUAUCUGGGGCUGGAAUGAGGCAGGGCAGCUGGCCCUGCCCAUAAAGAGCCCUGCAGAGGACGAGACAGCAGUGAGAGGGGAAGCUACAGAAUUGAAUGAAGAUUGCCUCAAAGGAGAGGAAGCAGCCAUGGCUGAUGUUGGAGCUCCUGCCCCCUUCAUAGCCAUCCAGCCCUUCCCAGCUCUACUGGAUCUUCCCACAGGCUCAGAUGCAGUCAAGGCCAGCUGCGGAUCCCGACACACAGCUGUGGUGACACGAGCAGGAGAACUCUAUACCUGGGGCUGGGGUAAAUAUGGACAGCUUGGCCACAAGGACAGCAGCAGCAUGGAUCGACCCUGCCGUGUAGAAUACUUUUCAGAAAAACAACUCCAAGUAAGGGCUGUCACCUGUGGACCCUGGAAUACCUAUGUGUAUGCAACAAAGAGAGAGAAAAUCUGAUAUAUAUGUCAGGUGAAUCCCCAGUUCGUUUAUGGUGCCUGGGUGAGAAUGAAUGAACUGUCAGAGGCACAUGGAAAGUUUACAGAAGAUUCCCCCCACCUUGGGAUUAAAGUGCAUGACUUAAAAAAAUCUCCAAGAUAAAUCUUGCAAAGCAUGUAUGAAAGAAUUGAAUGUAUAUAUAAAUGUUUAUUUUUGGACAGGGGUAUUUGUUUUUGCCAGGGAUCAAAAAACCCAAGACCUUCUAUGUGCUAGACAAGUAUCAAUAGCUUAUACCCUAGCCCAGCAGCUUUAAUAGUUGCAAAAUGAGAAAAUACCAAAACAUGAAAACGUGAAUAAAGUGGUGUUACCCAAA
Mesocricetus auratus (golden hamster) is the source of this 3588-nucleotide messenger RNA. RefSeq names its product RCC1 domain containing 1 (gene Rccd1). Lineage: Eukaryota; Metazoa; Chordata; Mammalia; Rodentia; Cricetidae. Bases 2097 to 3236 code for a protein of 379 amino acids. The transcript is spliced from 7 exons. The record is from RefSeq and is a predicted model, not a curated record.